This is a messenger RNA of Oreochromis aureus, 2749 nucleotides long. RefSeq lists its product as uncharacterized. Bases 733 to 1950 code for a protein of 405 amino acids. The transcript is spliced from 6 exons. NCBI's taxonomy places the organism in Eukaryota, Metazoa, Chordata, Actinopteri, Cichliformes, Cichlidae. The record is from RefSeq and is a predicted model, not a curated record.
UUGAUAGUCGACGUAAUCGUGACUAGUCGACUAAUCGUGGCAGCCCUAGUAUAGUGUCAUCAGUAUGACAUGUGUUUGCAUAUACAUGCACACAUAUAUGUCUGCUGGAAAGUCUCGAUUGCUCAUUGCCACUUUACAGGAAGGAUGUUCUCGGUGAUAGAAGUUGAUGUAGGCACUGACAGCUUUUAAACCACUAAACCACAACUCAAAACACAAUGACUCUUAUGAGUAAACUGACAAAAAAUUCCUGUAUAAAUUUAGAGUCUGCCAACUGUUGACCUGUCAGCCUUUGACUGAAAGGUUUGAGAUAGCACCUAAAAAUAUUCAAAAUAUAUCUGUACUAAUGAAAACCUCAGUAUUUGACUGUUUGUAAAAGGAGUGUAAUUACAGAAGAAAAAAAACAUUUUGAGAAACAUUCCACAUUUCAAACCAGGAAGACUGGUAACAGUUUAAUAUAUAUAUCUGUCAAAUUGCUGUCUCAGAGAAAGCAUUCGAUUAAGUUUCAAAAAUAUUAAACUAUUCCUACAAUGAAAUUUAUGAUAUUGUGUGAAAUUAUCCAACAUUUCUGUAAUAAAAAAACAAAAAACAAAAGAAAAAACAAAAUCAAAAACUUCCUGCUUCACUGCUUUUAUUUCCAUAAGAAAUAGAAUACAUGUUUUAUAUAUAUAUCUAUAUAUAUAUAUAUCUGGCUACUGCCACCGUUCGUGAAGCAGUAAAAAUAAACUGUCAUAUAUGAGGUUGUGUAGGUGUCGUUUCCUCCCUUUGUGCCCACAAACCUGCAGAAGCAGGUUGUCUAAGGGAUCACUUAAAAUAAAGAACUACAUAGACGUCACUUUUUCAGCUACAAUGAAGAAGACUUCUUUCCUCUAUUGCUUUUUAUAUGUUACAUUAAUCGAUGGAGACGUAAUUAAUGUAGAGGAAUUUGAGGGGAGAAGUGUCUCCUUCCAGUGCUCACACACAUUUGCAUGGAGCAACAACAAGUAUUUCUGCAAAGAUCCAUGUACAAGCACAGGAGACGUACUAGUUACUGUAGAAUCUGGAGGAAGAGCAGAGUCAGGGAGGAUUGCUCUGGUGGACUCUGGGGAUGGAUUCUUCACUGUGACCUUCAGCAACCUUCAGCUGUCAGACUCACAGAAAUACUGGUGUGCAGUGGAGCGGACUGGUUUUGAUACAUAUGCUGAGAUACACCUAACAGUAAAGAACGCUGUUGCAACCGUGACAACUGUCAUACCGGGAGUUGCCACAUGGACAAAUCAAAAUACCAACACAACAAACUUCACAACUGGAACAGGAACCGUGAAGCCUUUAGAACUUUCAACAGCCCUAAACUUCACAGCUGAAGAAGAACCUAAAAUCAACACAGACACCAUCGUGUUUGCUACCGUUGGUAGUGUUGGUCUGGUCUCCGUCUUGCUGCUGGCAGUAUGUUUCUGGAAGUCCAGAAAAACCUCAAAACAUAAACAAUCAGUUUACUCCAAAAGUGCAGACCUCACCAGUGCAAACAAAAGAGAGGUCAGCUGUGGUUAUGAUGACACUGACAAGAGGAAAAAGGGCAGUAAGAAGUCUCCUAAGAGUUCAUCUGUCUCUACUCACCAAAAAAGAGAAGAUCCACUAACAUCUGAUGCCACAGCGACCAAAUGUAGUGUACUCGCUGAUACUGAUCAAAACAUCUCUUUCCCCAAACUUCCUGAAUGUUCAGGAUAUUCACUCACAGAGGACCAAAAUGACUAUGAAAAUAACUCUGGAAUCUACAUCGAUAAUUUGCCAGCUUUCAUAUUUGAAAGAACAGAUGAUGGUGCUUGUAGAAAGCAAAUAACUGAACCUAAUGCAAGCAAAAAUACACUGAGCUGUGCAAACCGUUGUGUCUCCAGAGCCCCAUGUGAAUCCAAUGAAGAGAAGCCCAGAUCACUUUGGUUUGGUUUAGAUUUAUCAGAAAUAAAUCAGAAUUAGUUUCAAAGAUCUGAUUUGUAAAUUUGUUAUGGACAUUUAUGGAAAAGUGAACUUCUUCACUAAUCAUCAAUAACAGUCUUCACCAUUAUUAAAGUUGCACACUGUAUUGUACUGUCAGUGUUUCCAUUUCAUGGCUGUCUCUGUCUGUUUUUGUAAUUUAUACUUUGGUUUUGUUUAACCGGGAGGAGUCCCCGGGGCAGACCCAGGACACGCUGGAGAAAUUAUAUCUCUCGGCUGGCCUGGGAACGCCUUGGUGUUCCCCCGGAACAGCUGGAGGAGGUGGCUGGGGAGAGGGAGGUCUGGGCUUCUCUGGCUGCUGCCCCCACCACCCAGCCCCAGAUAAGCAGAAGAAAAUUGAUGGAUGGAUGGAUGGAUAGAUGUUGUUUAUUAUAUACUUUUAUCAUAUAUUAUUUGCAUCACAUUUGAUACAUUGGGCGUUUUGGCAACUUUUUGUUAACAACAAUGUUAAUUUUAGACAAAAAAAAGAGUUUGGUCCAUAACAUUUUGAAAUUAUUGCAAGUAUUGAUCAUGUUGAUGAGGUCUCAGAAACUCAUGUAGCAAAUACGACACAAAGGGCAUUAUAGGGUUAAGAACAAGUCUAAUAGCUUGUUGACUCAAAGCUAAAGUGAGAACUGACACUGACAUAUGGUUAACACGUCAGGGGAAAUGUGCUACAUUUCUAGUGGGUGAAAGUUAGUUAGUGUAGUAUCUUGUGUGUUUUUGCAUGUGUUGACAUCUGCUGUUGUGGUUAAUGUUAGCAUGUAUAUACCUAAUAGGCUGUUUGUUUGCAGACAGUGAU